AUGGCAUCAGGUGAUACUCUGAAUACUGGAAGUUAUAUGCAACGCACAAUUACCACAUUUGAUAUUAAUGAUAUCAAAUCGCUGUGCAUCAAACACAUUCCAGAAUGGAAUCAACACAGAAUUGGAGACCUAUGUGUGAAUAGAUUCCACAAUGGGAUAAUGAAUUAUGUAUUCAAAGUCACUAGCAUUAAAGAAUGUCGCGUGAGUGACGUGGUUUUUAGGAUUUUUGACUUUGAUCCCAAAUCUACUGUUGACAGGCAAAGGGAAGAUAUAGCGUUUGAACAGGCCGGGAGGCUUGGAUUAGGGCCUAAAGUACUAUCACGAUUGAAGGCAUUGGCGAUAAAUGGCUGUAGAAUUGAAGAGUAUUUGCCUAAUGAUUGUUUCACUAGGGACGGGUUUUUUGACCAAAAGCUUGUGGCCAAUAUUGGUCUAUGUAUUGGAGAUUUUCAUUCAAAAAUGACAGGGAUAUUUCCGGAUUGGAAUAAAGUUACUGAAUUGGAAAGGUGUUUAAAUGAUUGGUAUAAUGAAUGUAUCUCAUAUCCCGAACAUACUAGUAUUUUUGAUUCUUCAAAAUUAAAAAUUGAAAUAGAAAAUUAUCUAAAUGAACUUAAGAUGAGAAUGGUUACGGAGAAUUAUGCUUACAAAAUUGUAGUGUCACAUAAUGAUGUAUUGCAAUUUAACAUAUUGGUACGCAAGGAUGUAGAUUGUGUUACGUUAUUGGAUUUGGAAUUUGUAGGCUAUAAUUUUGCUGGUUAUGACCUUGCUUGUUUUAUUGGAGCAUCUCACUUAAUAUUUGGAACUCCUAAAGUAUUUCCAUUUUUAUCGAUUCACUCUGAUAUGGUUUAUCCUCAUCAGCUAACCGAAACACUUGUAAUGAAUUAUUUAAAUGCCUCUGGCGUAUCAUAUGAUGAGAAUUUCCUCACCACUUUUAUCAUGGACCUUAAAUUUUUGGAGUUAGGGUGGUGGCUCAAUCGUAUCCUCUUCAUAGCAACUAGAUCAUUGAAAGAUGUGGACCAGAGAAGAAAAGAUGUGAUGGCCGAAUUUUCUCGGUUAAUAUGUAAAACAUAUUAUUACAAGAAGAAUUAUGGCAUUUCGAACAACUACUUCAACUACUAA
This is a messenger RNA of Babesia microti strain RI, 1116 nucleotides long. Its product is annotated as Choline kinase B2. Gene Ontology annotation, cellular component: cytoplasm. The transcript has 6 exons. Gene Ontology annotation, molecular function: ethanolamine kinase activity; choline kinase activity. The record is from RefSeq and is a predicted model, not a curated record. Bases 1 to 1116 code for a protein of 371 amino acids. NCBI's taxonomy places the organism in Eukaryota, Apicomplexa, Aconoidasida, Piroplasmida, Babesiidae. Gene Ontology annotation, biological process: phosphatidylcholine biosynthetic process; phosphatidylethanolamine biosynthetic process.